ACAAAAUUAAUAUUCCCAAGUGCUUUCCCCAAAACGUAUUUCCCCAGUAGAUGGCGGGCUAGGACUACGUGUAAACUCAUCUAUCUCUAUCAUAAUGCUCUCUUAAUUAUCUCCUCCCUACCUACACGGCCAAGGACAGAGUUAGACAGGUGGCUUUGGACACUGCACAUGCGCUUAACAGAACGGCUGCUGAUCCCUCAUUCCGCUUCCCAUUGGCUGACGCCCAAAUGUCUAAAAGUAGAGCUCGCGCCGUGCUCUUCUUACUCUGAGUUCCGUAAGCAGGUGGGAAUAAAUCCACCAACUUCCGGCAAUAAUCCCUCCCUCAGACAAAUUCUCACGACGCAUGCGCGUUAUUGGCCGUGAGGCGAAGCAGUUUAGUUUUUUCGUUAGCCGAUUCGAGCUUGAACGGGAACGCUCCCUCCCGCGCUCCUUUCCUCCUCCUCCCCCCCUUCCCGGCGAUGUGGCCUCGCUUGUCGGCACCGGUAGUAGCGGUCGUGGCACCGGGUCUUGCGUGGGGUUGAACGGCUAGCUCUGGCGCGCACCAAGAUGGCGUGUGUGCUGGAGACACCACUCCGCAUGAGUGUCCUGUCGGAAGUCACGGCUAGCAGUCGCCAUUAUGUUGACAGAUUAUUUGAUCCUGAUCCCCAGAAAGUUCUGCAAGGAGUCAUAGAUAUGAAAAAUGCUGUAAUUGGAAACAACAAACAAAAAGCCAACUUGAUUGUUUUGGGAGCAGUUCCAAGGUUGCUGUACUUGCUUCAGCAAGAGACCUCCAGCACAGAGUUGAAAACUGAAUGUGCAGUGGUGCUGGGAAGCCUUGCAAUGGGUACAGAAAAUAAUGUUAAAUCUCUUCUGGACUGCCAUAUCAUACCAGCCUUACUACAAGGAUUACUGUCACCAGAUCUUAAAUUUAUAGAAGCUUGCCUCAGGUGUCUUCGCACCAUUUUUACCAGCCCUGUAACUCCUGAAGAACUGUUGUACACGGAUGCUACAGUUAUUCCCCACCUCAUGGCACUGCUCAGUAGGUCUCGAUAUACUCAAGAAUACGUAUGCCAGAUCUUCUCACAUUGUUGCAAACUCCGACACUGGCAUAGCUGCGGCUUUAAAUCCUCGCCUCAGCCACUUCUAUGUGCCAAUGGUCCCGAUCAUCAGACAGUCCUAUUUAACCAUGGAGCAGUGCAAAAUAUUGCUCACCUGUUAACUUCUGCAUCUUAUAAAGUUCGAAUGCAGGCACUGAAAUGCUUCUUGGUUCUAGCCUUUGAAAACCCCCAGGUAUCAAUGACUCUUGUAAAUGUGUUGGUUGAUGGAGAAUUAUUACCACAGAUUUUUGUGAAGAUGUUACAAAGAGACAAGCCUAUUGAAAUGCAGCUCACAUCAGCCAAAUGCCUUACUUACAUGUGCAGAGCUGGAGCAAUCCGCACUGAUGAUACCUGCAUUGUAUUAAAGACACUACCAUGUUUGGUACGGAUGUGUUGUAAAGAGAGGCUUUUGGAAGAAAGAGUAGAUGGAGCAGAAACUCUUGCCUAUUUGAUUGAAACAGAUGUCGAACUACAAAGAAUUGCCAGUAUUACUGAUCACCUUAUUGCAAUGCUUGCAGACUACUUCAAGUACCCCAGUUCAGUGAGUGCCAUCACUGAUAUAAAAAGGCUUGACCAUGACCUAAAGCAUGCACAUGAAUUGCGCCAGGCUGCAUUCAAGUUGUAUGCUGCACUUGGAGCUAAUGAUGAAGACAUACGAAAGAAGAUAAUUGAAACUGAAAAUAUGAUGGAUCGGGUUGUGAAUGGCUUGUCUGAAUCUAGCAUCAAGGUGCGCUUAGCUGCUGUCAGAUGUUUGCACAGUUUGUCACGAUCUGUGCAGCAGCUUCGAACAAGUUUCCAAGACCAUGCUGUAUGGAAACCCUUAAUGAAGGUUUUACAGAAUGCUCCAGAUGAAAUUCUAGUGGUAGCAUCUUCAACUCUAUGCAAUCUUCUCUUAGAAUUUUCUCCAAGCAAAGAGCCUAUUUUGGAAUCAGGAGCCAUAGAACUCCUCUGUAGUUUAACCCAAAGUGACAAUCUUGCCUUGCGAGUGAACGGAGUUUGGGCUUUAAUGAAUAUGGCAUUUCAAGCGGAACAAAAGAUCAAAGCAGAUAUUUUACGAGGCUUGAGUACAGAGCAACUAUUCCAAUUAUUGUCAGAUUCUGAUGUAAAUGUACUAAUGAAGACAUUGGGACUACUUAGAAACCUGUUGUCUACUCGUCCACAUAUAGAUCAGAUCAUAAGUACUCAUGGCAAACAAAUCAUGCAAGCAGUGACCCUCAUUUUGGAAGGAGAGCACAAUGUAGAGGUCAAAGAACAGACAUUAUGUAUACUUGCCAACAUAGCAGAUGGAACAACAGCAAAAGAAUUAAUUAUGACAAAUGAUGACAUCUUGCAAAAAAUUAAGUAUUACAUGAGUCACUCGAAUGCUAAACUUCAGCUUGCUGCCAUGUUUUGUGUAUCUAAUCUUAUAUGGAAUGAAGAAGAAGGUUCCCAAGAACGUCAGGAUAAACUCAGAGAUAUUGGAAUAGUAGAUAUUCUACACAAAUUGAGUCAGUCAUCAGAUCCAAAUCUUUGUGACAAGGCGAAGACAGCACUCCAGCAGUAUCUUGCAUGAUCAAAGACAAGCUGAACUUUUGUACUACUCUCGAAGCUAUAUUAUAAGGAAUAAUGGGAAAUAGCCGCACCUAAUUCCUUAUCUUUUGCACAAGGCACCUUGGGCUGCAUUUCUCUCAGGUGCAGGGAGCUGCUUGGCAGGAGCAGUUUAAGUGAUCAGGUCUCCAAUGCACUUGAGGACUUUAUUGAGGUAGUUCCUUUACUCAGAGGACUAUUCUGGGAUUUUUUUCCCCCUGAGCUACCUGGACUCUAAUAGAACAAUCAAAUAAUCUUUUUUUCCCCUUUGGGUCUACAGUUUUCUGCUUAUAUUGCAGCCUUGGUACGGCUGUGUCUGGGUGGGUGUGAUACCUCAGAGCUUUGUUUUCCUCUCUUUGUGUUUUUUCUACAGAUUUUCAAGCGUUAACCAUUCUUCGCUGUAUGAAAUCUUUAAAGAAUUAUAUACAAUUUGAAUUGAAACGUUAUUUAAAAAGUUUUGUCCCAUGAAGUUUAUUUUGAACAGAUGAAUGUUUUUAAGUAAAAUAUAUGCAUUUGUUAACCUCACUUUAAUGUACCUAUAUUUCCUCUUUCGAAACAAAAUGAGGUGAGAUCUAGAUAACUGGUAGCACAUGUAAUACGACUAAAGUUAGCCUCUUACUGCCAUGUGUUGCAAGCUCCAGCUCCCUGGACUUGGGACAACAGAAUUCAGAGAGCCCAAGGUGGAGCCUUUUUCACUUAAGUACAUUGGAAGGUUGAACUUGCGAAUAAUCAUACCUGGUGGGUUUAUCUUAUGCCAGCAAGAAAAAAUAUAGUUCCCCGUGCCAGUGCCACUGCUGCCUCAGAAACUACACUUGGUAUAAAACUCUGCAUCCUUAGAUGUCUGGGACCUGUGAUGUAUGGAUUGUAGUGAAAAACACUGGCUGCAGUUUUUUGGAACUGCAUGGUGGUAGAAAAGAAGACUAAGGAAGCCCUGUCAAAGAAUAGGCUAUAAAUGAGUCCUUGCUUUUUGUUUUGUUUUUGUAGGAUUCCAAACAUGAAUGAUGACAGUGGGUUUUGAUUCUACAAACCACUUGCUCUCUGUCUCACACCUUCUGGUUCAUCAAGUGGGCUCUCUGUGGCAUGUGCCUACAGGUCUUUGUGUGAAAGGACAAGAACCCCAGUCAGAGGCAGUGUGUCACGUUUCACUCAUCAGUCAUCCAUAGACUGUUUAUAUAAUUAAGCACUCACAUACUUAGUCACAUCUCAUCAAUUAUGUUAAGAUGAAAGUUAGAAUUGGGCCUUUGAUGAGAAAUAUUAAUGAGCUGCAAAACAAAAAAGAAGAGUUUUAUAUAUAAGUUUUUUUUUGUUUUACUCUGAAAGGCAAGUAAUACUGAUUCAGGGAUAGUAAAAAGUGAUGUCAUUUCUCAGUGUCAUUGCUACACGCUUGUUGGGGUUGGACUUCUGUAGGUCAGCACAGUGUGUGCCCACCUGCUAACCUAGUACCUCAGAAAUAAAGCCUUAUUUAAAUCAUUUAAAGUGAUUGUAGCCUUAAUAAUACUGAGAAAAAUCACUUGUCAGAUUUGUCCAAAUCCACUCCCCAGUGCAAGGGGUGGGAAGAGGGGAAGAGUCCCUCAGCCUGGCUGCUGCUUUUGCACUCUGGAUUAUUAUUACACAUGCACUUCUGAUGUUGUUGUGAUGCCUACAUCAGCCAUAUGCAUAUCCAUUUACUUUAAAAUAUAGAUAUGCCUAAAACUGUGUUGAAUACAGCUGAGAUGUGCAAAUUUUCAUCUUCACACUUGGAGGUCAUUUUUUAAUAGCAUGACCCUCAAUGUAAAGGCGGAUAGAAACUAUGCUAAGACAAUCUGGGUAAUGCUUGGGAAACUGGUUGGUGAAAUAUUAGGAUGAUAGCUGAUUAUUGAAGUGACAUUUUGCACUCAGUGAAGCUUUGUGAAUACUUUUUGAUGUUGCUAUAAAUAUGUACAAAUAGAAAGCACUGUAAAUAAAAAGAUGAGCUUUUUUCUGGAGAACAUAUUUGAAAUGGCUU
This is a messenger RNA of Gekko japonicus, 4626 nucleotides long. It is a transcript of the gene ARMC8, whose product is annotated as armadillo repeat containing 8. Gene Ontology annotation, biological process: proteasome-mediated ubiquitin-dependent protein catabolic process. The record is from RefSeq and is a predicted model, not a curated record. Bases 547 to 2628 code for a protein of 693 amino acids. Gene Ontology annotation, cellular component: GID complex. The transcript is spliced from 23 exons. Gene Ontology annotation, molecular function: protein binding. NCBI's taxonomy places the organism in Eukaryota, Metazoa, Chordata, Lepidosauria, Squamata, Gekkonidae.